This is a messenger RNA of Echinops telfairi (small Madagascar hedgehog), 1441 nucleotides long. It is a transcript of the gene HPGD, whose product is annotated as 15-hydroxyprostaglandin dehydrogenase. The record is from RefSeq and is a predicted model, not a curated record. The coding region runs from base 1 to 801 and encodes 266 amino acids. The transcript is spliced from 7 exons. NCBI's taxonomy places the organism in Eukaryota, Metazoa, Chordata, Mammalia, Afrosoricida, Tenrecidae. Gene Ontology annotation, cellular component: cytoplasm. Gene Ontology annotation, molecular function: oxidoreductase activity, acting on the CH-OH group of donors, NAD or NADP as acceptor.
AUGCACGUGAACGGCAAAGUUGCGCUGGUGACGGGCGCGGCCCAAGGGAUCGGCAGAGCCUCUGCAGAAGCGCUGCUGCAGAAGGGCGCCAAGGUAGCGCUGGUGGACUGGAAUCUGGAAGCGGGUAUCAAGUGUAAAGCUGCUUUCGAUGAACUGUUUGAUGCUCAGAAAACCCUCUUCAUCCAGUGUGAUGUCGCUGACCAGGCACAACUGAGAGAUACGUUUAAAAAAGUCGUAGAUCACUUUGGAAGACUGGACAUUUUGGUCAAUAAUGCUGGAGUGAAUAAUGAGAAACAAUGGGAAAAAACGCUGCAGAUUAAUUUGGUUUCUGUUAUCAGUGGAACCUAUCUUGGCUUGGAUUACAUGAGCAAGCAAAAUGGCGGUGAAGGUGGUAUCAUAAUUAAUAUGUCAUCUUUAGCAGGACUCAUGCCUGUGGCACAGCAGCCUGUGUACUGUGCUUCAAAGCACGGAAUCAUUGGAUUCACACGAUCAGCCGCGAUGGCUGCUAAUCUCAUGAACAGCGGUGUGAGAAUGAAUGCCAUUUGCCCUGGCUUUGUAAAUACUCCCAUCCUGGAAUCCAUUGAAAAAGAAGAAAACAUGGGCCAGUAUAUUGAAUACACUGAUCAUAUCAAGGAUAUGAUGAAAUACUAUGGAAUUUUGGACCCAUCAAUCAUUGCUAAUGGGUUAAUAACCCUCAUCGAAGAUGAUGCUUUCCAUGGUGCCAUUAUGAAGAUCACAGUGUCUAAAGGAAUUCAUUUUCAAGACUAUGAUACAACUCCAUUUCAUGGAAAAGCUCAGUGAACAUCUUUUAUAUACUGUAUCACAUAUAUAUCUGAAAACAAACAAAUAACUUAUAUUCAGGUCAGAUUUUAUUUGAAUAUAGGUCUUUAAGUGAAAUAUCAUCAUUUGAAGCUUUUCUUUAAGAUGAGAACUAGAAAAAUGACCUUCAUGAACUUAUUAGCAUGUUAAUAUUAAGCAUAGAGGCAAAAAUAUGAUUUAUCAAAAAUACAAUGUGGAAUAAAGCUAGGCUGUGAUCUAUAAACUCUGAAGAACAUUCAAGUAAUAUUCUGACUUUCAGAAAAUGUAUUUAAAUCUGUGAUCCAUAAAUAUUAUUUUCAGACAUCAUUUUGAAAUAGCUACUUGAACUGCUCUUUAAAUCAAAUCUGAUGUAAAAAGAUUCGUUUUGUCUCUAUGUUUGUGCUUUAGAAGGAAGCUACCUAACAUGGCAAAUGUUUAGAAGGAAUCAUUUUUACCAUUAUGCCAUCUAUUAGCUGAACACCUCUAUCCUUGAAAUGUGCUGUGAUAUUUGGUCCACUUGUAAACUAAUGAAUAAAUUACAAUGUGAAUAUUUUCCAAAUGAAAAAUAUGAUGUAUAGAAAAAUUACCCCAAGUAACUGGCUGAGAAUGCUAUUUCACAGUUCAGUAUCCCACCAAACAAAAG